This is a messenger RNA of Labeo rohita (rohu), 465 nucleotides long. RefSeq names its product ATP synthase membrane subunit K, mitochondrial. The transcript is spliced from 4 exons. Lineage: Eukaryota; Metazoa; Chordata; Actinopteri; Cypriniformes; Cyprinidae. The coding region runs from base 179 to 355 and encodes 58 amino acids. The record is from RefSeq and is a predicted model, not a curated record.
AAUAUCAUCCAAAACAAACGUAAAACAAAGCAGCUAUUGUUUGAGGAAGAUCCUAAUGUUUAAUAUAGUGACUUUUAUUUAGUUUGCAUGUUUUUUUUAUAUGAACAACAGAUGGCGAUAUUUAUCAUAAAGCAAUAUAAACAAAGACUGCAGCAUAACACGUUCAUAUUUUAGGACCAUGGGGGGCCAUGAUGCUGGGAGCCAACACCAGUUUACAGGGAUUGCCAAAUAUUUUAAUUCAUACACCAUUACAGGAAGAAGGAAUUGUGUUCUGGCCACCUAUGCUGGCAUUGCUGUCAUUUUUCUGUACUUCAAACUGAAACCGAAGAAAAAGAAGGCAGUAGCUGCAAAAUAAGGAUGAAAAUAAUUUGUUCUUUGCUGUUAUUAUUAUGCUGUGCAUAACUGUCUCAGACUAAAAAAAAAAAGCGAUUUGAUAUCUGAAAUGUUAAACAAAGUAAAAGCAAC